UGCAUUCUCUGGACCUCGCUUCAGGAAAAAACAAGAUAGACAAUUCAACAUGACGCCGGUAAUGCUCACCGAGCAGGAGCUCGAUGAGGUUUACACCUUUGCUGUCCAGCUUGGCAAAGAUGCAGGCAAAAUGCUUCUCGAGGCUGCCCAACUGAGAUUUACUGGCACUCAAACAGCCGAUUUGGAGGUUGAAGAGAAGGAUAGUUCGGUAGAUAUCGUAACCGAGACAGACGAAGAUGUUGAAGCCUUCAUCAAAUCCUCCAUUGAGGCGAAAUACCCCCACCACAAGUUUAUCGGCGAAGAGACAUACUCCAAAGGCGCGUCCCGCUCCUACCUGGUCUCCGAAACCACACCCAGCUGGUGUGUCGACCCACUAGAUGGGACGGUCAACUAUACGCACCUCUUCCCCAUGUUUUGCGUCUCUAUCGGCUUCAUCGUCGCCGGUAGGCCCACCAUUGGCGUAGUCUAUGCGCCAUUCCUUAACCAGCUUUUUACCUCUUGCCGGGGCAGAGGUGCUUGGCUUAACGAAACCCAGCGGCUUCCCCUGAUUAGGAACCCAAUACCACCCAUGCCAGCGGACGCUCCAAGUGGCUGUGUUUUCUCGUGCGAAUGGGGCAAAGACAGAAAAGACAGACCCGACGGCAACCUCUACAGAAAGGUGGAAAGUUUUGUGAACAUGGCAGCGGAAGUGGGAGGAAGAGGAGGAAAGGGUGGCAUGGUGCACGGUAUCAGGAGUCUAGGGAGCGCAACCAUGGACCUCGCCUACACGGCCAUGGGGGCGUUCGAUAUCUGGUGGGAGGGCGGAUGCUGGGAGUGGGAUGUGGCGGCCGGUGUUGCUAUCCUCCAGGAAGCUGGUGGGUUAGUCACGAGCGCCAACCCACCCAAGGAUAUAGAGACGGCAGAAAUACAGGAAGUGAAGCUGGGAAGCAGACUGUAUCUUGCUAUACGGCCAGCAGGGCCAAGCAAGACCGAGACGGGGAGGGAGGGGCAGGAACGGACUGUUCGAGAAGUAUGGCGACGUGUGAAAGCAUUGGAGUAUGCAAGGCCGGGAGCCUGAACCUGGCAGUAGAUAUCAUAAACACGAAACUAUAAUUAUUGCCACAAAUAUAGAUGGGCUGAGUGGUAUUUAUCUCUGAUGCUGAGGUGUACCAACAACCUCGACCAGGUUUGGUCCCAGACCUGGUUCUUAUCCUACGUGGAAGUCGAACAUGUGGAGGGAGUGAAGAAACUACGCUAUGAAGCCCACGCCCACCUUUUUCAUCUCGGUUUCAUUGGAAGCAUUUGGUGCCAGAGCACCACGGAUUGCAACCCAGGCCGCCCUUCGGCUUACCGACCAUUGGCGGACCACUCAAAUCCAAGUUCGAGAC
Messenger RNA from Podospora pseudocomata, 1367 nucleotides. RefSeq lists its product as uncharacterized. Lineage: Eukaryota; Fungi; Ascomycota; Sordariomycetes; Sordariales; Podosporaceae. The transcript is spliced from 5 exons. Bases 50 to 1057 code for a protein of 335 amino acids. Gene Ontology annotation, molecular function: inositol monophosphate 1-phosphatase activity. The record is from RefSeq and is a predicted model, not a curated record. Gene Ontology annotation, biological process: inositol metabolic process; phosphatidylinositol phosphate biosynthetic process; signal transduction.